GAAAGAUGCUGGUAGCUCUGAUAAUCCUUCUAACGGGUUCCUACACAUCAGCCUAUAUUGGAACUGGACGAGGAACUAAAAGCACAAAUAUGGCAGACGUUUUAGUAACUAUGAAUAUCCUAAUUGAAUUUUCAAACGUACUUAGUGGCGUCCGAUGCGUUGAUCUCUGUCUCCAGAAUGAGGCGUGUGUGUCUGUAUUCUACAGACGGCAACACCGGCGGUGUCAGCUCCACGACGUGUUGUUCAUGUCGCCGCAGGACGGAGAACAGGAGACGGGUACAGUGUACUACAGCGUCACAACAGGUGAUUGUCCAUCUGGCUACGUCCACAACCGCCUCCUCAACUUCUGUUACCAGCUUCAUCCUGAGACGAUCUUGUAUGACGAUGGCCUAGCUAUCUGUAAAUCCAGAGGAGAACACCUUGUUGUCAUUGACAGUGAGGACAAGCAGAACCACUUAGUCAAGCAGAUCACCUCGUCAUCAGACACUAAGCCUUGCAGUUACUACAUCGAUGGGUCGGACGCAGCAAAUGAAGGGCACUGGGUAUUUCAUGAUGGCCGCAAUAUGACGUUCUUUCCCUGGGCUCCGGACUAUCCCCUUGGCGACAGUAGGAGGGACUACAUGUUGGCUCACAGGAAUGGAAACUUCCUAUGGCGCAAUGCGAUAAAUCUAAAAUAUAAGCAUUGUUACAUUUGUGGGAGGGAUGUGUGAUAUGCUGAAUGUUGCAGCAGUGGACAUUAUCACGCCUCCAAGAUGUGAUUGUGUAAGGAAUACAUCCUGGAUCUGUAAUGUAAUGAGUGAUUGUUGGUUAGUUUGUGUGUUUAACGCCGCACCCAGCAAUAUUCCAGCUAUAUGACGGCGGUCUGUAAAUAAUCGAGUCUGGACCAGAAUUUGACUGAAACUUUAGCGACCUGGUGACGAUCAUUAUAUUUACAUGUAUAAAAUCUUUAUACCGUGUGGUCCUAAAUUAAGAACACCAAGAACAAUUAAAUGUUUUUUGUCUUGUACAAAAAUCUAGAGUUUUUAAAAGUUAUACGGUGAAUAAGAAGACCUGGCUUUAUGCCGUCAAAGGGGGCACGGGUGGCCCAGUCGUCUAAGGCGCCGCGAUUCGCUGUGCAGAGUUGCGUCCCUUGGGCACGCCAGAAACCUAUGA
Messenger RNA from Haliotis rufescens (red abalone), 1152 nucleotides. RefSeq names its product perlucin-like. The transcript has 3 exons. Bases 6 to 710 code for a protein of 234 amino acids. The record is from RefSeq and is a predicted model, not a curated record. Lineage: Eukaryota; Metazoa; Mollusca; Gastropoda; Lepetellida; Haliotidae.